ACCCACUUACCCAGUGAUGUAAGUUUUCUCUCGCUCUCUUUGUGGAGGAAUUUUCUGGCCUUCCUGACUAUCCAGGUGAAUAUAGAGCUAGUGAAUAGUUGAGUAAGUUUUGUUGGGUGUGAGUGGAACAUGUUGAAGCAAGUUUUUGGAAAGGUUUUGAACAAGGGUUUUUUUGCAAAUGGAGGAGAUAAGUUAAGGCCUGGGUUGUAUGUGCCUAAUACUGGAUUCCACAAUGGACAGGCUCAUUGUGCACCCAGAAGCUUUUUUGGGGUGGAAGAUUUCCUUGAUGAUGAUAACAGCAGGCCAUACACGUACCAGAAAGGGAAAAAGUCGAAGAACCCAAACAAGCAUUUAUCAUUUAAACAGCGGACUGUAGCAUACAUGGAGCCAUUUACACUUGAUGUUUUUAUUUCAAAGCGUUUCGUUUCAGCAUCGCUCACUCAUAGAGUGACCAGUAAGCAGGUAGCAGUUGCUGGUACCAACUCUAAAGACAUUAAAGCUGUGCUCAAGUCCCGCUCAGACAUUCCUGCAUGUUUAGCCGUUGGGCAAAUCUUAGCUGAUAGAGCGAGAGAAGCUGAUGUAUAUACUGCCUCUUAUACUCCGAGGGAAAGGGACAAGUUUGAAGGAAAGAUCAGAGCAGUGGUUCAGUCUCUCAUUGAUAAUGGGAUUGAUGUUAAAAUUUAUCUUGACUGAACAAGUCACAUCUGUUUUUGAUAUUUCUCGUAUUGAAUUGUUGGAAAAUGGUGUUUGUAACUUUGUGAAUAUAAAGGAUAUGAUCACCAUAAGUUUUGGCACUGAGAAUUGAAAGAAGUGAAUGUGCUGCUCUUGACAAA
Populus trichocarpa (black cottonwood) is the source of this 833-nucleotide messenger RNA. RefSeq lists its product as uncharacterized. The record is from RefSeq and is a predicted model, not a curated record. The coding region runs from base 130 to 693 and encodes 187 amino acids. Gene Ontology annotation, molecular function: 5S rRNA binding; structural constituent of ribosome. Gene Ontology annotation, cellular component: ribosome. Lineage: Eukaryota; Viridiplantae; Streptophyta; Magnoliopsida; Malpighiales; Salicaceae. The transcript has 3 exons. Gene Ontology annotation, biological process: translation.